Messenger RNA from Gryllus bimaculatus (two-spotted cricket), 4139 nucleotides. NCBI's taxonomy places the organism in Eukaryota, Metazoa, Arthropoda, Insecta, Orthoptera, Gryllidae. The record is from the annotation of a GenBank genome assembly.
ACAAAAAAAAAAAAAUCCUUAAAACAUAAAAAAAUAUAUUUUACACAAAAUAAAGAUAUAUAUAUCUAUGAACAACAAUAAAUAUUUACAAAUUCAUCAUAGCAAAUAUGUGAAAGAAUUCAUACAUAAAUAUCUUCUUUAAAACUGAGCAACAAGGGGUACAAUUCUUAACAUGGAAAACUUCUUCUAAUACACAAGGCUGUCUGUUGAUAUAUAAAACAAUCUGCAUGCAAUGCAUUUAGUAUUCUGAAUCUGGAAAUGAGACUUAUAAUGGAUUUAUGAUCAGACCUUUGAUUUAAGAUUACCCAUGAGUUUUUCCAGUUUCAAAGCUUUUGUCAAAUCACCUUUGAUUUUCAGUUUGCCAGUCAUGAAUGCAGAUGCUGGCUUUAACUUUCCAGAGAACAUUUCAAAAAACAAUUUUGAUUCCAUUUCAAGGGUUACAUCAGGAUUUACAGAUGGUUUCCCUCGACCUGAAGACCCAGAACCAUUUUUCAAGUCAAUGAACCAUGGACCUUCUUCAGAUCCACCUUUUACAUUAAAGAGAAAUACUGCAUUAGUUUUAGAAACCAAACUCUCACUUAAAUUUGCUUGAAUGACACUAAACAACUUUGCAAUAUUCCCACUUUGAGCACUUGCUGCAGCAUCUCUGAGUUUAGCAAAUGCAUUCUCUUCUAAUCCAUCCACAAAAGCAUCCGGAAAAAGAUUAUUGGCAUUUGCAGGAUCAACCGCAUACUGUGUAAAGUCAGUAAUACCUUCAGCUUUCAAUACUUCAUCGUCUAUAAGAAACUGUCCAGUUAUACUUCUCGAUUCCUUUGUGAGAAUUGCAUAAGCUGCAUCUGCCACGAUAUCAGGUUUUCGAAAGCGACUUCCUGCAUCACGGCCUGCCAACAUACUCAUUGCAGCAGUAUCAAUUGCAGUUCUAGGCCAUAAUGCAUUAACUGCGAUACCAUCUUCCUUAAACUCUGCUGCCAUUCCUAACACACACAUUGACAUGCCAUACUUGGCAAUUGUAUAGGCACAAUGACUACUAAACCACAAUGGUUUCAUAUUCAAUGGAGGACUCAUAUUCAAAAUAUGUGGAUUCUUCGAUUUCUUUAAAAAUGGUAUACAUGUUUUAGAUACCAGAAAGGUACCUCUAGUAUUAAUACUCUGCAUGAGAUCAUAUCUUUUCAUAUCUGUAUCCAAAGUAGAAGUUAGAGAGACCGCACUAGCAUUGUUGAUAAGAAUGUCAAUCCCACCAAAUUUUUUCACAGCAUUCUCUACCGCAGAAGUAACCUGAUUCUCAUCUCGAACAUCCACAACACAAGGGAGAGCCUUUCCUCCGGCAUCUUCUAUUUCUUUGGCUGCCGUAUAUAUUGUUCCUGGUAAUUUUGGAUGAGGCUGAGCCGUUUUGGCUGCUAUCACAAUAUUGGCUCCAUCCUGCGCUGCUUUUAAAGCCAAAGCUUUACCAAUACCGCGACUAGCACCAGUAAUGAAAAUAGUUUGUCCAGCCAACUUUCCCGUGUUUUUCAACAUUCUGAACAAUAACUAGAGUAUCUCACAAAGAUCCACGCCUAAUAUCACGUUCCUGAAUACCUGAAUAAUGCAGAAGGCGGUAUACGCGAUGUGCUGUCACAAGUGAGUCCCGCUACUACUACAGUUAUACGAAAGCCGGUGAAAGCUUGAAAUGAUGAAAAGAAGGAGAGAAACGCAACGAACAAUUUCUUCGUGAUCUAUUGCUCUCACUCGUUUUUUUUUAUUUCAUAAUGCUCGUACACAAAUAGAGAGGUAUAACUGCUGUACUCAACCUACGUGCAGCUCCGAAUUGUUCAAUAGCAAAUACUUGAAAUUGCAUGUUCAGCUCUCAUAUGUACUCUUCAGUACAUUGCCUUUUACGAUUCCACUUCGACAGAAAAACGAUGUACGCGUACAUUAAUAUUUUGGACGUUAAAAAGCUCAUGAACAUUUUAUUUCCUUAAUUAUUCGUUGAAACCAAUGGCUAGUAUUCAACAUUGUUAUGUUUGAUAACAUGUUUUUAUACCUACUCCGUACUUGGUGAAUAUGGGGCGGACAGCUGAAGAGCGUGAUGCGCAAUGUGCACAUCUUCAUGUGGUGAUGACAAUCCAUCUGUAAGCCGUGGUAAAUGUGGUGAUUGGCAUGAAAUACCAAAAAUUUGAUUCUGAUCAGUUCUUAUGCGCGAGGAAUAUAAACCUGAGUUUAUGAAAUUUAAGUGGAUUACGAAGAGAUAAUUUAAGUGACAGCAACAAAAAAGUUCGACAAAAUUUGGUGUCGUAUAACAAUGUUAUUGAGUACAUGAAGUGGUAUUGGUGUUUUCAAUUCACGCAAAUUACUUUUAAAACUUGGCCUUGAAGUUGUGAAGAAUUAUUAUUUGCAUGGAUGAGAGUUUGUGAACAUAUUGUAUUGAUUGUAUAAAAUUCAAGUCAUAAUUUUAAAUGGUAUAUUUCUCACAGUUGUAUUACAUUCAAGAGCAAAUUAUUUUUUUAUUGUGAGAGUGUAUUUAGUGAAUGACAUCUGGCUGCUGAGUAAUUAUCAUGGCAGAAUUGUUAUUAGAUUCACAGAUUAGAGUGUGGGUGUUUUUACCCAUUGUAGUAAUCACUUUUCUUGUGGGAGUUGUGAGACAUUAUGUUUCAAUAUUAUUGGCUUCCCAAAAGAAGGUAGAACUCCAGCAGGUGCAGGACAGCCAAGUUAUGAUAAGAUCACAUAAACUGAGGGAAAAUGGAAAGUACAUACCCAAGCAAUCCUUUUUAAUGAGACGACAUUUCUUUAACAAUGAAGAAACUGGAUACUUUAAAACUCAGAAGCGAGCAGCAGUCUCUCAGAAUCCAAUGACCGAUCCCAGUAUGAUGACCGACAUGUUAAAAGGAAAUGUUACAAAUGUUUUGCCUAUGAUAAUGAUUGGUGGUUGGAUUAAUUGGAUGUUCUCGGGAUUUGUAACUACCAAAGUCCCAUUUCCUCUUACAUUAAGGUUUAAACCCAUGUUGCAACGUGGAAUUGAACUAGUUUCACUUGAUGCAGCCUGGGUGUCCUCUGCAUCAUGGUAUUUUCUUAAUGUUUUUGGUUUAAGAAGUAUUUAUACACUAGUGUUAGGUGAAAACAAUGCAGCUGAUCAGACAAGACAUAUGCAGGAUCAGAUGUCGGGUGCGGCUAUGGCAAUGCCUCCCGAUCCCAAGGCUGCUUUUAAAGCGGAAUGGGAGGCUCUGGAAAUAUGCGACCAUCAUUGGGCGUUAACCAAUAUUGAAAAUGAUCUGAUGGGUUUAAGUGCUCCUACAGCUGAUAGUAUGGAAUAGAAGCUGCUGAAAGAACAAAGGAAUUGCUUUGUUUUAAAUAUUACCAUUGUGCUGUGACAUGAGCCUUAGUUGUUAUUUCUGAAGUUUUUCUAUUCCUAAAUUAGUUGGAUGUUGUGAAAUUCAAGAUGUUUAUUUGAAAGAAUGUUUUAUUUCUAUUUAUUGUCUGGAGUUUGUCACGAAAAUUAUUGUUAUCUUAUGCUGCUGUCUUAAAAAAGUUAUGAAUUGUUGGGAUUGUUAUAUUUGAUGAAACUGGAAUUAAUUUUUUAUGUUUUAACUUAAAUAUAGUUAAAACUGAUAUUUUGAAAUCUUGAAUUCUUUCAAUCUUACCUAUGUGUGAACCUUCAACAUUGUAUUAUUUUAACAGUUUACAAUUAAUUUCAAAUUAUUGGAACAUUCAGUGUUAUUAUAUAAACAAAAAUUAAAUUUAUAUCAGUAAAUAUUUUACGAGUAAAAUAAAAUACCCUUGAAUAGUCACAGGUUAACAUUUCAUCUAAUAUUUCAAUCUUGUCAAAUGAAAUUCAUUUACUUGUUAAUAGGCAAUUGUUAAAUUAAUUAUGAUUUUUUAUUGUGAUGUUCAAAAUGAAAAAUCAGUGAAAUGGAGCAGUAUUAUCUUUGUUUUAUUUUACUAAAUUUUUUCUGUAAUUAUUUCUCCUAGUUACUGUCAACUCUAGUGAUUUUCUUUGUAACAAUUCUGAUUAUUAAUUUGUCCAGAAUAUGUGGUGAAUGCAUAUUGUGCAUGAUAUGCCUUGAUGUACGUGAGAUUAUAUCCAUGAUGUACGUAUUGAUAGUGUAUUAUAGAAAGACACUCCAGGAAAUAAAGCAUUUACUGCAGCAAUUAGUCAAGUUAUUUUC